This is a messenger RNA of Botrytis byssoidea, 462 nucleotides long. RefSeq lists its product as uncharacterized. Gene Ontology annotation, molecular function: fatty acyl-CoA hydrolase activity. The record is from RefSeq and is a predicted model, not a curated record. The transcript is spliced from 3 exons. NCBI's taxonomy places the organism in Eukaryota, Fungi, Ascomycota, Leotiomycetes, Helotiales, Sclerotiniaceae. Gene Ontology annotation, cellular component: mitochondrion. The coding region runs from base 1 to 462 and encodes 153 amino acids.
AUGUCACACAGAGAGCUUAAGAGGAGAAGGCGAGAGGAUUAUGGCUACGCUCUGGAAUAUAGAACACGCUGGUCUGAUAAUGAUAUGUAUGACCAUAUGAAUAAUAGCAUUUAUAACUUUCUGUACGAUUCAAUCGUAAACUCAUAUCUUAUCGAACAUUGUGGUCUGCAUCCACCCACCUCAUCUCAGUACGGCCUGGUUGUGCACUCCCAUGGUGAUUUCUUUGGCUCAAUCGCAUUUCCAGCUGUCGCUGAUCUAGCUUUACGUGUCAACAAGCUUGGGAAUAGCAGUGUUACCUACGAAAUUGGGUUAUUCGAGAGGGGAGUUGAAGAAGUCAAGUCAGUGGGAGAAAUUAUUCACGUGUUUGUUGAUAGAGAGACUGGCCGACCAGCAACGCGAGGUAUGAACGACACAAUCAAACAAGGACUCAGGAAGAUCCUCCAACCACAAGCAAAACUUUAA